AUGGAGGUGGGCCGUAGAAAUGGUGUUUCCUGCUUAUCUGCUGGAGGGAGAUGCAACAGUCGCUUUAUUGGGAAUAGACGGAAGAUACGUGAAUUAGGCUCUGAAGUUCCACAAAUGUACGAUUAUGAGUUCCUAAGCAACAAAGGCACCCAAAUAUACCAGAAGGAUGUUAAGGGACACUUUGGUUGCGUUAAUGCCCUUGAGGUGUCACCUGACGAAAGGCUUCUGGUCAGCGGUGGGGAUGAUAGACGUGUUCUUUUGUGGAACGUCAGUGAUGUUCAAGUGCAGGAGAGCCCAAAUCCCAUUGCUGUUAUGGGGCAAAUGCAUUAUUCAAAUAUUUUUUCAUUAGCAUUUUCAAACUAUUGUGAAAAGAUUUAUUCGGCUGGUAAUGAUGCUUCCUUAUUUGUUCAUGAUAUUGCCACACGAGAAGUUGUGCACCAUAAAAAAGCUAGAAGUGCUUUUUACAACAUUUCUACAAAUCCGAUAGACGACAAUCUGAUAAUUUCGGCGUCAGAUGAUGGAAAAGUAAGACUACAUGACCUUCGGCAAGAUGAUGAUACGGUCGUUGUUAAGCGGAUUGGCUGCAUGUAUUGUGCUCAGUUUAAUCCGCGGAAACCAAAUAUCAUAUCAGUUUGUAGUAAACAAGAUGGUCUUGUGAUAUACGAUUCUAGGAAGUGGGACAGGCCUUGGAUUCGGCUUUGCCGCUCUGACACCGGAGCUAAUGGAGUUAAUUGGUGUGAUUGCUCAGUAAUGUAUGGGCAGUGGAAUGAAACUGGCGAUGGUUUAUUUGCUGUGAGGAGUAGGUCAAGUCCGAUCUAUUAUGACUUCAACACUGGAGGCUGUGUGGAAUUCUCAGAGAACGGGUUUGUUAAUUCUUGUACAGUGAAAUCCUGUUCUUUCAUUUCUCCUCGCCUUGUUAUGACUGGUUCUGAUGACUGGAACAUUUACGUUUGGAAGAUUCCCGAUCUGGGUUGUGAAAGUAAAUUAGUAGUAGUAUUAGACUUAGCUGUCUAUUUUUUAGAAAAAGUAGUAGAUACAGCUUACCGUAUUUUGGAAGGUCACCGGUCUAUCGUUAAUCACGUGAAGUAUAGUCAACUAAAUAGAAUACUUUUUUCUUCUGGAGUGGAGAAAAUUGUUAAGUUAUGGAGUGAGUUUGAGUUGAAUGGCAGCUAUUAUGAUCCUAUCAGGAGACAAGUUAUUGCACUUGAUCACGAUUUUGUGGAUUCGAGUCAUGAAGAUAGCGUUGAAGAGGAUUUGUACAUGCUCGGAUUCUUCGACAGUUUGACCGCUGUAUGUUGA
Messenger RNA from Enterobius vermicularis (human pinworm), 1299 nucleotides. The record is from the annotation of a GenBank genome assembly. NCBI's taxonomy places the organism in Eukaryota, Metazoa, Nematoda, Chromadorea, Rhabditida, Oxyuridae.